GGCGUGCAACAGUUGUGAACCAACUACCAAGUGAAUUCGCGAACUCCAAACGUUUAGUGAUAAUAUUAAAAUUUCAUUACCAAUUAUAUGAAUAAUAUAUAAUUAUACAGACAAGGAUCGCAAAAUAUAUUACGUAACUUUCUUUAGUCGUGUACUAGCGACCGAAACUUGAGAAUGAAAUUAUUUGUACUACUGCUGGCACUAGCGGCCACUGGUGCGCAUGCUGAUGUCUCACACUUGAGUAGCGACUUGCAGGAGGAUGGUUAUCAUUAUAAGCAGCCUUCGGUGCCUUUUCCAGCACCACCUUCGGGCAAUGGCAUAGAUGAUGUACAAUAUCAACCAAGACCACAGCCACAGCCGCAGCCACGUCCACAGCCGCAACCACAACCAAGGCCACAACCUUCAUAUCCAGCUCCCUCGCAGCCAUCGUAUCCAGCGCCAGGCCCACAGCAACAGCCGCAACCACAUCCUUCGUAUCCAGCGCCACGCCCACAACCUCAACCACAGCCAUCAUAUCCAGCACCACGUCCACAGCCACAACCACAACCAAGACCACAACCUUCAUAUCCCGCUCCUUCGCAGCCACAACCUCGGCCUCAACCUUCAUAUCCAGCACCCUCACAGCCAACACAGCCAGCACCUCGUCCACAACCUCAACCGGGUCGUCCAGCGCCAUCACCACAGCCAGGACCGGAAUAUUUGCCUCCCGACCAACCACAGCAGCCAAGACCUCGUCCUCAACCACAGCCACGCCCACAACCUCAACCUCAGCCCUCAUAUCCUGCCCCAAGGCCUCAACCUCAACCCCAACCUCAACCUCAGCCACAACCACAGCCGUCAUAUCCUGCUCCACGUCCUCAACCUCAGCCUCAGCCACGACCACAGCCACAACCGCGUCCACAACAGCCAGGUCAGCCAAAACCUGGUCCUGAGUAUAUACCCCCAGCAGGGCCAACUACUGGUCCAACUUAUCAACCACGACCCCAACAACCCACUCCUGGACCAACUUAUCAACCACGACCACAACAACCCACUCCCGGUCCAACAUAUCAACCACGACCACAACAACCCACUCCCGGACCAACUUAUCAACCACGACCACAACAACCUACUCCUGGUCCAACUUAUCAACCACGGCCACAGCAACCCACUCCGGGACCAACAUACCAGCCACGUCCACAACCACAGCCAAAACCAUCACAGCCUGCCAAACCUGGUCCAGAAUAUUUGCCACCACCUGGUGAAAAUGAAGUAGGCCCAAAACAACCGGCGCCUCGUCCACAACCACAACCUCGUCCGUCGCAACCUAGUCAACCGGCACCUCGACCAAGCUAUCCAGCUCCAAAACCUUCAUACCCUGCUCCUCAGCCUAGUUAUCCAGGAGGUCCCAGCGGUCCAGGAGGUCCACAAGGUCCAGGUGGACCAGGCGGACCAAGUGGUCCCGGAGGUCCAGGCGGUUCAUAUGGUCCAGGUGGUCCAAGUGGCCCACAAGGCCCAGGUGGUCCAGGAGGUCCAAGCGGUCCACAAGGCCCAGGUGGUCCAGGCGGUUCAUAUGGUCCAGGUGGUCCCAGCGGUCCAGGAGGUCCACAAGGCCCAGGAGGACCAUGUGGUCCUAGCGGUUCAGGUGGUCCACAAGGUGCAGGAGGUUCAUAUGGUCCAGGAGGUGCAUGUGGUCCCAGCGGUCCAGGUGGUCCACAAGGCCCUGGUGGUCCAGGCGGUUCAUAUGGUCCAGGUGGUCCCAGCGGUCCAGGAGGUCCAGGUGGUUCAUAUGGCCCAGGUGGUCCUAGCGGCCCAGGAGGUCCACAAGGCCCAGGUAGUCCAGGAGGCUCAAGUGGUUCAUAUGGUCCAGGUAGUCCCAGCGGUCCAGGAGGUCCACAAGGCCCAGGUGGACCAGGCGGUCCAGGAGGCCCAGGCGGUUCAUAUGGUCCAGGAGGACCAGGUGGCCCAAGCGGUCCAGGUGGACCAGGCGGUUCAUAUGGUCCAGGUGGUCCACAAGGCCCAGGUGGACCAAGUGGUCCCAGCGGUCCAAGUGGUCCACAAGGCCCAGGCGGUUCAUAUGGUCCAGGAGGACCAGGUGGCCCAAGCGGUCCAGGUGGACCAGGCGGCCCUGGUGGACCAACAGGACCCAGCGGUCCCGAGGCGGGUUCUCUCGGACCUGAUGGUUAUAACUACAACAAACCAUCUAGACCCUUCUCAUAUUAAAUUAUUGUACUCAACACAUGAAACUCGCCCAUUUAGUAUUAUAAACAACCACGAAAUUUUUAUGAAGAAUUUAAUAAUAAAAAAAACAAUAAAAACUAAAAUUAAUGUA
Messenger RNA from Bactrocera latifrons, 2311 nucleotides. Its product is annotated as spidroin-2. The transcript has 2 exons. The record is from RefSeq and is a predicted model, not a curated record. Lineage: Eukaryota; Metazoa; Arthropoda; Insecta; Diptera; Tephritidae. Bases 175 to 2202 code for a protein of 675 amino acids.